GCAUUGACCUCAGCGGAGAUGGCCACAGCCUCGUGACAUAUUCGCAGCUGUCUAACUGGGGACAGUGCUCAACGUGGGACAAUUUCACCGCUUCGCCCUUCAUGGCUGGGAAUCAAGAAAUCAAAUUCGACAACCCGUGCGACUAUUUCCAGACUGGAAAAAUCAAAGCCAUGACUCUGUCACUCUCUGUUCUUGUUGCCAUCGAGAUGUUCAAUUCACUGAAUGCACUGUCCGAAGAUGGAAGCCUUUUGACCAUGCCUCCAUGGGUCAACCCAUGGCUGCUUCUGGCAAUGUCGAUCUCGUUUGGGCUGCAUUUCUUGAUCCUGUAUGUGCCUUUUCUUGCUCAAAUAUUCGGCAUUGUGCCUCUCAGCCUGAACGAGUGGCUGUUGGUAUUGGCCGUGGCUUUGCCCGUGAUUGUGAUCGAUGAGGUUCUCAAGUUUGUGGGUAGGUGUACGAGUGGCAUUCGUUAUUCGAGUUCGAAAAGAUAUUCGAAACAAAAAGCAGAGUGA
Erythranthe guttata (spotted monkey flower) is the source of this 509-nucleotide messenger RNA. The record is from RefSeq and is a predicted model, not a curated record. NCBI's taxonomy places the organism in Eukaryota, Viridiplantae, Streptophyta, Magnoliopsida, Lamiales, Phrymaceae.